GGUAUUUGGAUCAUGUCGUCGUCGUCAUGCACAAACGACGCUCUACUCGUCAGUCAGUCGCUUGCCGAUUGUGAGAGAAGUACGGAUCUUUUGUCAUGUCGGAAGUAUUCAAGCUCGGUGAUCUUGUGUGGGCGAAGAUGAAAGGAUUUUCGCCUUGGCCUGGUCGGGUGUCUAAUCCUUCAAAGGACUUAAAAAAACCAACAUAUACUAAGAAGGGGCCAGUUCAAUGUAUUUUCUUCUUCGGAACUAAUAAUUACGCAUGGAUUGAAGAGUCUAAUAUAAAACCAUAUCUAGAAUACAAAGAUACUCUUGUAAAAUCUAGUAAAUCUGCUGCAUUUAAAGAUGCUGUAGAAGCAAUAGAAGAAUUUAUUGCUAAUGGAGAGGUAUUUGAAGAUGGCUUAGAUCCAGAUUCCUUGUUUGACAGAUUGAAGGAAGGAAGUAUAUCUGAGAAGAAAAAUAUAGUAAAACCAUCUAAACCUCGUAAGGAAACACCAAAAACCAAAAGAUUGGAUUCUAGUGCAAGCGAUACUCGUCGUCCAGCCAAAAAACAACGGAGUGAAUCAAGUACAAGCAAUAGUAAUAGGGUUGGCAGCAUUAGCCCAACAUUGAAUCAUUCAACCCCUCUGAGAAAAUCGGGAUCCACUCUCCUUAAUAGGCCAGCAAAUAUCGCUAGACCUGUAACACCUCCUUUGGACGUGGAAACAUUGUCGCAAACACUUAAAGAAAAAAAUAUCCUUCCUUCAAUCUUGAAAUUUGGCUUUCUUGGUUUGGGAAUCAUGGGAAGCGGAAUCGUAAAAAAUCUAAUCAACAGUGGACACAGCGUGAUUGUAUGGAAUCGGACACAGGAAAAGUGUGCAGAUUUUGUGAAAGCUGGAGCAGAGCAGGGCUUAACACCAUCCGACGUGGUGCUCGCUGCUGACAUUACAUUCUCCUGCGUGGCUGAUCCUCAAGCUGCCAAAGACAUGGUGUUUGGAAACUGUGGAGUCCUUACGGAAAUAUCUCCGGAAAAAGGAUACGUGGAGAUGACUGGCAUAGAUGCAGAAACGUCACAAGAUAUUGCUGAGGCAAUAACAGCAAAAGGUGGCCGUUAUUUGGAGGCCCAAGUACAGGGUAGCAAAACACAGGCGCAAGAGGGUACUUUAGUUAUUCUCGCGGCCGGCGAUCGAACUCUAUUCGAUGAAUGCCAAUCUUGCUUUGAAGCAAUGGGGAAAAACAGUUUUUACCUUGGCGAGGUAGGAAAUGCUUCCAAAAUGAAUCUCGUGCUUCAACUGAUGGCAGGUGUUACUCUUGCUGGUUUGGCCGAGAGUAUGGCUCUAGCAGAUCGAGCUGGUCUUCAGCAAAAGGAUGUUCUUGAGGUUUUGGAAUUAACAUCGUUGGCAUGCCCUGCUAUUCUUGACAAAGGAAAAGCGAUUAUCGAAGGUGGUUUCCCGACACAGUUACCACUUCAACAUAUGCAAAAAGACUUAAGACUUUCUUUAGGUAUGAGCGAUCAAUUAGAACAGCCAUUACCACUAGCUGCAGCAGCGAACGAAGUUUACAAACAUGCUAAACGCCUUGGUUAUGGAGAACACGAUGCCUCCGCUGUUUACAUCAGAGCCAGGUUCUAACGGAGCAUGCGUUUUGCUAUAUCAUAUUUAUUGCAAUAUCUAACGUUGUUUUACGUCGCUACCGGAGAAGAGUAGUACGCUAUUUGUGCAAGUAGUAACAAAUUACUAUGAAUCGUUGAAAAAAAUACCUCUUGGUAUUUCUUAGCAUGUUGAGACAUAAUAAGUUUGUUUCUUAAGCAGAUGCAAUCAAAUCUAAUAGAUUCGAAUGCAUAUUAAUAGCGAUGAAGUUGAUACACAUAGGCCUCGUUGUUUGUUCAAUAUUAAAUAUGUAAACUAUAAAUAUGUAUGUAUCUUUUUUACGCUUUUUUUUCAAGAAAACUUUUUGCAAAAUGAUUUUCUUUUUGUUUUGUUUUAUUUUAAUGCAUAGCGACUACUUUUCUCGAUAACAGCGUCUUGUAUAGCCGAUCGCUCGAGUCGCUUCCCGACUUCGUUUCCAUUAAAUGUACUCCUCCCUACUUGAGAGACUUGGGACGUGUCGAAAAUGUGCCUUACAAUGCUAUUGGAAGCAAGGCUUUUUAAUUUCUUUUUUUUUUUUUUUUUUUCUUUGAUUAGAUUGCACGGUGAAUAUUGAAAAUUUUUUUUACGAUUGAAUUCAGUUUUUAUGCUGAUAAUUAACAGGAUAUGUUGUUGGAAAUAAAAAUAAAAGAAAAUAAUGAUACGCUUUAUUGGUGCAAUUUAAAAAGGUUAAAUUCACCGAGACAAGGUUUUCGAUUUUCUAGAAAAAUUUUAUGUGUUCGCUGAAUGAAACGAACAGAUGACAGAAAAAAAUGGCCAGCAUUUUUUAUCUGUUUUAUUUCACAUCUUUAUUUUAUUUUUAUGUUGAAAAAUAAAAUUUAUGUUUUAAUUGCAUAUGCUUAUAAUGAUAUAUUAUGAAAAUUAUUUGUAAAUAUUUACUCUUAUAAAAUACAAGUUCUGUAGAGAAUAAAGGGAAACUUGUUGGCCAAUUUUCGUCAUCGAAUUAAACGUCCUGGGAAACUACUGAUAUAUAUCGUCAGAAAUUUCAGUUUCAUCUAAAAAGAAUUAAAAAUUUUUUUUAUUAUUUGCACUUGGUGCGGUUGUUCUUAUCGACGUGGCUCAUCAAGGAUUAAGCCGAAAAUAAUACAAGAUCAUUCUAUCUUAGCAUUAUUAAGAAUAUGAAAAUAUGUGAAACACCGCUGUAUUGAGUAUAUACAUUAUAAUAUAUAUAUACAUAUACAUAUAAAAGAGGCUCUUCUCGGACAUAACGAGUGUCCCUUUAAUCAUUAAUUCUAAGAUUAAAUUGAUGUAAUUAGAUUCGCAAUUAAAUGUUAGUAAUAAUGUAGGAUGUGAUACAUGUUUACCAUUUGAAUGAAUUACAAUAUACGUAAUAUCUUUUUAUCCGUGAUUAUCGAAAAUCACAUUAAGUAACCACGAGUAUACAUCGUAUGUUGCUUUAAUUUUCAUACAAUGUUUUUGUUUCAUGUAACGUGAAAAUAAAUUAACCGCUUCUGACAUAAAGAUUUUUCCAUUAUUACAUGGUUUUUUUUCUUUUUUUUACUAACUCUCAAUUGAUGGUGUCACACGUGUUUAAAGAACAUUGACGUUUCGAAGCGGUUCUUUAAACAAUUUGCAUAAUAACAUACUCUCGUAUUCUCUUUCUUGUGCACUUAGUUAAGAUCGUUUUACAAAAAAAAAAAAGAAAAAAAAAAGAAAAAAAGAAAAAAAAGAAAUCGUUUCGACGAGGAAGUUUGAUGAGUGCGCUUCCGUUUCCCAGGGCGGUCGUGCGAGUCUCACAAGUGACAUGUGACGAAGUCGAGGACGACCGAAAGAUUGCCAAUUUGUUUUAGAGCCAAUCAUACGAGUUUGACUUUGCUAGUAACGAGAAAUCGUCAAGUUUCUCUUUCUUGUGGUAACAGGUGAGAAAAUAGUUCUACUUGCAAACUUUCUCCUGUCUGAAGAUUCGUAAAUAUUUUUCUAGAAGUAGCAUAAAGUUAAAUGUUGAAACAACCAUACGGCAAACUAUAUUAAUUUCAACACGAUAAAUCGAUAUAAGUGAUUUAAAAAUUUAUCGCACGAUUUCUUUUAUAAAUUAGAAAGGGGAACAAACUCCUAUCAUUGGCUUAUUCAUAAAAACGAAGUUUUGGGUGCGUGGGAUAUUACGUACCCCAUAGCUAACUAGCUAAGCACCCAUAUCACAUACUGUAUAUGUAAUUAGACUAUCGAUAGUUCUAAUAUUACAAUCAUAUGUUGUAUACGUAGUGUCAUUUGAAUUUUUUCCUCGAUAAUAUGAAUAGUGGUAAUGAACGUGCGAUGCACAAAAAAUAUAUGAAAUUGUACGUACUAUUUAUAGUAAUAUAUACAUGAGAUAAUGUUCAUAGAGAUUAAGAAAUUCAAUAAAAUAUUGAUUUCUUUGUUUAUUUUGUUUUAUUUUGGUAUAUGAGUUAUAAAUUAUAUGAUUAUUUAUCUGAUACCAAGUGUAUUAAAUGUUAUAAUGAUUUUAAUUCUAGAACCACUUGGUAUCGAAUUAUUUGUUUCAAAAUGAUUUCACGCGUGUUUCGUAUAUAUAUGUCAUAUAUUUCUAUGUUGAAAUUCAUUCGAAAAAUUCAUUCAUUUUUACACGUAUAUUUGAGUUUUGGAAAAAUCCAAUGAUACUACCUAUACAAGUAUGAGAUGAAUUAAAAAUAAUGGAUAAAUAGAAAAAAAAUAUUAAAUAUUCUAUAAGCAAACAUAAAAAAAAAUAUAUAUAUAUAUAUAUAUAUAUAUACAUAUAGCUAGUAAAAAGUAUAAAUCACAGAGAGGGAGGAAUUUGUAUGAGUGCGAAUAUGGGUGAGUGAGAACACGUCAAAAGUAUUACGUCAAUAACUGAUGUUAUAUGUUUUGCCACAAAAUACACUGGUUUUUGAAUAAAUAUCUAUUUGAAUUA
Frieseomelitta varia is the source of this 4488-nucleotide messenger RNA. It is a transcript of the gene Ndf, whose product is annotated as putative oxidoreductase GLYR1 homolog. Bases 96 to 1607 code for a protein of 503 amino acids. The transcript has 10 exons. The record is from RefSeq and is a predicted model, not a curated record. Lineage: Eukaryota; Metazoa; Arthropoda; Insecta; Hymenoptera; Apidae. Gene Ontology annotation, molecular function: NADP binding; NAD binding; oxidoreductase activity, acting on the CH-OH group of donors, NAD or NADP as acceptor.